This is a messenger RNA of Hyaloperonospora brassicae, 3279 nucleotides long. NCBI's taxonomy places the organism in Eukaryota, Oomycota, Peronosporomycetes, Peronosporales, Peronosporaceae. The record is from the annotation of a GenBank genome assembly.
AUGGACUCGCUCAAGAGCAUGUUCUUCCGCAGCGGCGACGCGACCCGACCCAAAGCGGUCAAGUGGCUGGGCAUGGGUCGACCGACGGCCGGCAAGAGCGACCAGAUGUUUAUCAGUGCCGAAGCAGCUGAGCAAGUUUUCGAGCCCCUGGGCGAGACGCUCAUCAAUCUCAUUUCGAUCUUUGGAGCAGCGAGACAGGGCAAAUCGUUUCUAAUGAACCUGCUGGCCGACCAGCAAGAUCUGUUCAAGAUCUCGAACCUGCGCGAGCCGUGCACACAAGGCGUGGAUCUAUCAGGUCAUUUGGUACCGCUGAGCACUUUCAGUGGCUUUAACGGCUGCCCACCCGUGGUCUCGAGAGCCAGCAGAGAUAUUCGCAUUGGCUUUGUCGAUGCAGAAGGUCAGGGCGAUCGAGACAUUACGUACGACUCGAGGCUCGUGUCGCCGGUGCUGCUUGCGUCCAAAGUGGUGAUUUUCAAUUGGAAAGAUAGUCUGCAAGCAGACCGCAUGUUGAACUUGUUGGCUGUGCUAGCACGUGCAGCGCAGGGCAUUGAGCUAGCGGACGGAGCGAACACAAAAGUGUUUGGACAUUUGCAUCUAGUGUUUCGGGACUGGAGCUUUGUGGGCUCGACGCCAGAGGAGGUGUAUCGAGACUUGUUCCAGAAAGAAAAGGGGCGGAGCGAAGAGGUGAACGUGCGAAACCUGGCCCGCGUAAAUCUGAUUGAGGCAUUCGAGUCGAUCAACAUUUGGCUCUUCCCGGCACCUGUGGCCAACACCGCGAACUUGAAAGACAAGAUCCGCUUCGAUAUGCUGCAGAAACCGUUCCAGGACAAGCUUCGUGAGCUACGCAAGUGCUUGUCGAGUCAGCUGCAGCACCCUAUGAAGUUCUAUGAACGUCCGUUGACGGCAAAGUAUCUCUCGCAGAUUAUGCCGGCGCUAGUAGAUACUUUGAACAGUGACCAAGUGAUCAUGCCCGAGUCGAUUUAUUCGUCAAUGGUACGCGCGGAGGCCCACGCAGCAAAACAUUGCUGUGAAAAGGAUAUUUCAGCGUACUGUGAAGCUGCUGGACUCGAAGAAGUGAUAUCUAGUGAUGAGUUCGACAAGAUGCUGCAUACGGAUGUUGAGAUGAUUAUUCUGGAAGCUUACGAAAAAAUGAACAGCUUUCCGGCUGCAGUGCGCAAGGAGGUUCAGACUUCUCUUCGUGCAUUUGCCGAGAAAGAAAUUACGAUUGCACUUCACACAAACAGCGAGAAGAUCGCACAGCUUUUUGCCAAGGAAGUGGAUGCUGCUUUUCAAUCAUUGAAACGAGAGUGUCAAGUGAUUGAAAAGACCAAACUUCCAAUGAAGAGCGCACUGUUGCGUCAGAAGUGCACGGAGAUGCUCAACCGUGAGUUGACACGCAUCAAAGCCCUUCCCAUGGGCUUACAGGGAGCGCGCGGAGUCGAGGUCGAGUGCGGCCGUGUUGAACAAAAUGCCAGUCUUCUGUUUGAUAAGUUGGAGGUGGCGAACGACAAGGCUAUUCAGCAAUCUACCGCCGCGAUGAACAACGUGGUACGUGCAGCCAAAGCGCGGAUGAGCUCUGAGCUGCACAACAACCUUGACAAACGGUUCGAAGAGAAGCGCCCUGUGACGGUGACUAAGCUGCAAAGUGAGGUGGAGAUCAUUUUUGCUAAGGUGAUGAAAGAAGUGGCACAGAAAGCUGGCGACAUUGGCGAAUUUGGCGUAUCCGACUUGCAUGCCGAUCUUGAGCACCACAAGGCCCAGUUGGCGGACGAGAUGAAUCGACGGUACAUAAUCGAAAUGCGUCAGAUUCUGAACGAGAUCAGCUAUGCGGCUCGGGAGGACUUGGGGAACCAAGUUACGUACCGUCUUGACGGCAAGUUGCCGAUGCUGGAAGAAGACAUCAAGGCUGCCGUCGAUAGUGCAGUUGCACACGUUAAAGGCACCAUGGCUGACAAGCUUCAAGGGUGGACAAUUCUCAAGAGCGAUCUUGAGACGAAGAGCGUCGAGCUGGAGGAACUUGGUGAUGACUUCACAGAUAAGUACCUGCAUCGCAAUCAGCAACUGGAGAAAGAUGCUGGUGUCCGCAAGGAAACUGAGCAGUACGAGAAGCUGCGAGUCGAUGUGACCAAGGCGUUCGAGCUGAAGCUCAAGGAGGUUGGUUUUCCAACAAUGGACGAUGAAAUCGACUCGAAGUUUCGUUCUGUCCUACAAGACCAUGCUGCCAAGUUCUUGUCAAGUAUAGCGGAUCGCGAUGCCACCAAGUUCACUGCGAAGAGCCUCCGUGAGAUCCUUACGAGCGAUUGCAAACCAGCUGUGGACAACCAAAAGAUGCUCAACCGACUUGCAAUCGAAAGGAAGGAAGCAUUGGAUAUAGCAGAGAAAGAGAGGCGCAUGCGCGAGCGAGAGCGGUUAGCUGCGGUGCAGAAGGAAGAAGAAAUCAACCGCCUGAAGAGCGACCACUCCAAGUGGCUUGGUGAACGAGAAGACGAGUCGAAGCGUCUUCGUGACAAGCUGCAAGAAGAGGAGCGCAAAGCUCGUGAGCUGCAGCAGCGUGUAGAAGAGAUGAAGCUACAAACUGCUCGGAUGGAAAGACAGAAACAGGAGGAGCAACUCCAGUCGAUAGAGAAGUCUCGUCGCGAAACGAGGGUGAAGGAGGAAGAGAAAGCGCGACUGCAGCUUGAGUUGGACGAAAUGAAGCACAAGGCUGCUGAAGUGGAGUCGCAGAAGCGUGAGCUUGAGGCGCAAGUCACGUCUGAGGCGAAGAAGAAAGAUGAAGCUGAAGAGUUGAGACAGCAGCUGGAGGAAAUGAAGCGUACUAUUGCGCAAAAGGAGCAAGAACGCGUAAGCAUGGAGUUGCAGAUUCAACAAGAGAAGGCGUCACGUGAGCAAGCGGAAUUCGCUGCACAGCAAGCAGCGAACGCAGCAGAAGUAGCAGCCCGGGCCGCAAUUGAAGCUGGUCGACGCCAACCAGCUCCUGCUCUUGCCAACACGGAGGAAACUGGACGUAAGAGACCUUUCGCCAGCAGUGAAUCGGACGAUGUCGAGAUGGAAGACGUGUCUCCGUCGCGGCUGCGCACCGCUGGCCGUGCUGCCACAUCCAAGUCAUCUCCAGCUGCCAAGAAGCCUCGCGGGCCAAACAAGGCGAGAAGUGCUGCUCACGCAAAGGGGGGCAAGCAGAAAAUGUCAUUAGCGGAAGCGCGCAAGGCCGCUCAGGAAGAGGUGGAGAAACGGAUCCAGGACCGGGCUAAGCUACUUUCGUCGUCAAAGAAGAAGAAAUAG